Messenger RNA from Cylicocyclus nassatus, 434 nucleotides. NCBI's taxonomy places the organism in Eukaryota, Metazoa, Nematoda, Chromadorea, Rhabditida, Strongylidae. The record is from the annotation of a GenBank genome assembly.
UAGCGUCGUACACCGUACGCAUGAACAUCAUGCAAUAUGCGACUGUGUUACUGUAUUUUAUUGCGCUUCAAAUGCAUAAAUUGGAAGCUAAGUUCCUUGAGGAUGUGAUAGAAUGGGUCAGAAACACAUUUCCAGUAAUAGAGCCACCAGUAUACGCAGCAUCAACUAUGGAUAGAAUGACUUGGCAUUGCGGUUCUAACACGUAUGAACUCUCGUUAAAAGUAUCAAAAUUUAUUGUCGAGAGGGCGUGUAAAAAAAUCAAGGAUAAGAUAAAUGAAGUGUGCUGGGAACAUGAUCGAUGUUAUGAAGAACAAAGCGGAAGAACCUAUUGCGAUAGGGGAUUUUGUUUCAAGCUAGAUAAGCUGGAAGACGACUAUCUCCCAUUUUUCAAUUUUUGCCCUACCACGCUCAUGUGCAAAGCCGUUGUAUAUUGG